Messenger RNA from Talaromyces atroroseus, 2754 nucleotides. RefSeq lists its product as hypothetical. The coding region runs from base 1 to 2754 and encodes 917 amino acids. The record is from RefSeq and is a predicted model, not a curated record. Gene Ontology annotation, biological process: gluconeogenesis; glucose 6-phosphate metabolic process; glycolytic process. Lineage: Eukaryota; Fungi; Ascomycota; Eurotiomycetes; Eurotiales; Trichocomaceae. Gene Ontology annotation, molecular function: glucose-6-phosphate isomerase activity; carbohydrate derivative binding; monosaccharide binding. The transcript is spliced from 6 exons. Gene Ontology annotation, cellular component: cytosol.
AUGCCCGGUUUCAAGCAAGCCACCGACCUGGACGCGUGGAAGCAGCUUCAGCAGCACCAUGCUACCGUCGGCAAGAGCAUUGUGCUGAAGGAGGAGUUCGAGAAGGACCCCAGCCGCUUCGAGAAAUUCAGCCGCACCUUCACCAACACCGUCGACGGCAAAGAUAUUCUCUUCGACUUCUCCAAGAACUUCAUUACCGAGGAGACCCUGGACCUCCUCGUCAAGCUCGCUCAAGAAGCUAACCUAGAGCAGCUUCGUGAUGCCAUGUUCAAAGGUGAACACAUCAACUUCACAGAGGACCGAGCUGUGUACCACGCUGCGUUGCGCAAUGUCAGCAACGAGCCUCUCCAGGUUGAUGGCAAGAGCGUCGUGGAAGGCGUCAACACCGUCUUGGAACACAUGAAGGAGUUCUCCGAGCAAGUUCGCAGUGGUGAGUGGAAAGGAUACACUGGCAAGAGCAUCAGGACGAUCAUCAACAUCGGCAUUGGUGGCUCUGAUCUCGGUCCUGUUAUGGUCACCGAGGCUUUGAAGCCAUAUGGACACCCUAACUUGAAACUGCACUUUGUUUCCAACAUCGAUGGCACUCACAUUGCUGAGGCCUUGAAGGAAUCUGACCCCGAAACUACCCUCUUCUUGAUUGCCUCCAAGACUUUCACAACCGCUGAGACCACCACCAACGCCAACUCGGCUAAGAAGUGGUUCCUUGAGAAGGCCAAAGAUGAAUCUCAGAUUGCCAAGCACUUCGUCGCUUUGUCGACAAAUGAAGCCGAGGUCACCAAGUUCGGUAUUGAUAAGAAGAACAUGUUUGAAUUCGAGUCCUGGGUCGGUGGACGCUACUCCGUCUGGAGCGCCAUCGGUCUCUCUGUUGCUCUGUACAUUGGCUACGACAACUUCCACCAGUUCUUGGCUGGUGCUCACGCAUUGGACAAGCACUUCCGCGAGGCGCCGUUGAAGGAGAACAUUCCCGUCCUUGCCGGUCUCUUGAGUGUCUGGUACAGCGAUUUCUUUGGUGCCCAAACUCACUUGGUCGCUCCUUUCGACCAGUACCUUCACCGCUUCCCUGCCUACCUCCAGCAAUUGUCCAUGGAGAGCAACGGAAAGGCCAUCACCCGCUCCGGAGACUACGUCAAGUACACCACGGGCCCAAUCUUGUUUGGUGAACCCGCAACCAACGCUCAGCACAGUUUCUUCCAGCUUCUCCACCAGGGCACAAAGCUCAUCCCAACCGACUUCCUUUUGGCAGUCGAAUCCCACAACCCUGUCGAAAACGGACUGCACCAGCGUAUGCUGGCUUCCAACUUCUUUGCCCAGGCUGAAGCCCUGAUGAUCGGAAAGACUCCUGAGCAGGUCAAGGCCGAGAACGCCCCUGAUGACUUGGUUCCUCACAAGACCUUCCUUGGAAACCGACCAACAACCUCCAUCCUUGCACAAAAGAUUACACCAGCCUCUCUGGGUGCUCUCAUUGCUUUCUACGAGCACUUGACAUUCACCGAGGGAGCCAUUUGGAACAUCAACUCUUUCGACCAGUGGGGUGUCGAGCUUGGCAAGGUUCUUGCUAAGAAGAUCCAGAAGGAACUCGAGACUGCUGGCGAGGGCGGUGCACACGAUGCUUCCACCGCGGGUCUCAUCAAGGCUUUCAAGGCCAAGGCCAAUCUUGCUAAGCUGACGCCACAGUCCCACUUAUUGCUUCUACUGCUUUCCGGCGGAGGAGUGUUGGCUGAUUCUCGAGAUGUCGGCGGAGAUUCAGGUGAACAUAUAAGAGACAAUCUCGGUCGACUACAAUAUAUCCCGUUCCCAACAUGUAACGAAACAUCUCUUCCUCUAGCCCUCCGGUACGGAGUCACCGAGACCAUUUCCUGCACCAUCAACUCUCUGCCAGACGAGUUAUACCACUUAUUAGAAUACUACGUCCAUUCCGAUGCGCCUCUUACAUGUCGCGUGCCCACAAUCCCACUAAGCGGUGCAGGUGGCGGCGACAGCAGCAGCAGCAGUGACUCCAGCCCAGAAUACCAAGUAGUCGAUGUCGCCGGCGACGACAAUAGCAAUGGACCACCAUACACGCCUCUCACAAUCGCAUUGCAGGGCACACUCCAACUCAGCCAUUUGCAUAUUUGGACGGACAUGAACGUAUUAAUGCAUCGGUUGAGUUCGGUCGAGUCUCCGAGAAAAGAAACCACCUCUUCUUCUUCGAAAAAGCACCUAUCUCCCGGCUAUGUAGUAGCUGGAACAGCAUACUCGCUUCCUGAGCUGCAUUCCCAGCCUGACAUCAACAAAAAAACAUCACUCUCCCAAGAGGAAGAAGACGCAGCCAUGAUCGAAAACGCGCGCAAUCCCUGGACCGCCGGCCACGGCUCGAAAGUUAUCCGCGGCGAGCCUCUAACGCUGAAAUUCAGAGUCAGCUGGGUGUCUGGCGCGGAUAGUUUGGGAUGGCUAGACCAGAUCCCGCCCCAACACGUCGGGGGGCAGGCCGUGACUGUUUUGGGCGUGUUCACAAAGCUGGUUUUCUUCGUAAUGGCUGCUGGGAUUGGUGCGCUUUUUGCAUCUUAUUACCAGAGGGUGGUGCGGAGGGGUGGUGCGGCUGGAUGGCGAGGGGAUGGAAUACUCGGUCGUCCCAUGAAGAAUGGUGCGCGUCGGGGAAGUGGUGUUACUUAUGGGAAUAGUGGGAGGUCGAAUGGGUAUGGAGGAUUCACUGUGACGACGACGACUGGAAACGGAGGUGGAUAUGGAUAUGGGGCAUAUGGAAAGAAGGAUUAG